AUGGCUGCCAACUUUGUCGAGCUCGUGCGUCUGCGCGCCACCUCGGCGCCAAACGUCUUCAUCUCUUGUUCGGAUCCGGAAAAGAUGGGCAACCCUGCCGAUAUUGCGUACGGUGGAUGCGUCCAAGCCUUCGCUGUGAUCGCGGCGUUCAAAACCAUCGAAGCACACAAAGAGAUGCUCAACUUUGAAAUUCACUCGCUUCUCGGCACCUAUCUCGGACCAACGCUGGCCGAUCGCAAAGUCAAGCUCACCGUCUCGGACAUUCGCACCACUCGCUCAUUUGCUACUCGAUUUGUCGUCGCUAGCCAACUCUUCAACGACGGCAGCGAGCGAAACACUUUCUGCGCCACCAUCGACUUUACGGCUCCUAACAAGGUCGAUAACAACAAAGCCGGUCUUCCAUUUACCAGGUACAGCCGCAAACCAAAGAUGCAGUAUGCGCUUCCUGAGCAGCUACCGUCCAUGAGGGAUAUCGUGUUGCGCAAAGUGCAGGAGCACAAAGUGGAUCGAGACGCAGCCGACUUUUUGGAACAUAGCGUGUUUGCACUCAAUGUCAAGACUCUCACAAAUGUAUUCCCACCUCAGGGACUGCACGCACAGAAUGCCAUGGGCCUCGACCCGCUCGCCGAAUCCGAGCAGCAUUCAGCCGCGCUCACCGACAGGUUUACCGUUGACUGGGCCAAAUCGCUACAGGAUCUUUCUUCUCCUCCACCACCGCCUUCCAUUUCGGAUUUGCAACCGACCAACUACGAGGACGUGGGUGCCCCACUACCUGUCACACCUGUAUCGGCAAACGCGGCUCUUGUGGCCUUCCUGAUGGAUGGUGCUUUGUCGUUUAUCCCACUCACCUUUUCAAGGAUGUCGUUGACCGAUGCAAGUGCCGUCUCGUCGUUGGACUGCGCACUGCGCUACUUUUCCGUUCCCAAUAUGAACGACUUCCACUUGAGGGAGAUGCAGACCAUCCAGGGCAACGAGUGCAGGACGUAUUCCGAGUCGUUCCUAUGGGACAGGAACCAGAAUAUGGUGGCGAGCAUGACACAGGCUUGCAUUUUGAGGCCACACGCCCACAAUUUGUGA
Molecule: messenger RNA, 1077 nt
Organism: Mycosarcoma maydis (corn smut)
Lineage: Eukaryota; Fungi; Basidiomycota; Ustilaginomycetes; Ustilaginales
Exons: 1
Coding region: 1-1077 (358 amino acids)
Biological process (GO): acyl-CoA metabolic process; fatty acid catabolic process
Cellular component (GO): peroxisomal matrix
Molecular function (GO): fatty acyl-CoA hydrolase activity
Source: RefSeq, a predicted model, not a curated record